Molecule: messenger RNA, 1188 nt
Organism: Cokeromyces recurvatus
Lineage: Eukaryota; Fungi; Mucoromycota; Mucoromycetes; Mucorales; Mucoraceae
Product: velvet factor-domain-containing protein
Exons: 7
Coding region: 128-940 (270 amino acids)
Source: RefSeq, a predicted model, not a curated record
UUUUUUUCUUCGAUAUUAUAAUUUAACUAAAUAACUUAAUUGUAUAAUAAGCAUUUUUUGUUUUCUUGAUUACUUUUGUUACCAUAUUGUAUAAUAUUAAAUACUUAUUAUUUAGUUUUAAUUUUCAAUGAAUCAAACAUUUGAUGUAGCACCACCAUUGCAAUUAGCAAGACCAAGUCAAUCAGAUAUAAAAUACAAAUUAGUCGUAGUACAAAAUCCAGUUAGAGCUAGAGCCUGUGGAUUUGGAGAAAAGGAUAGAAGAGCUAUUGACCCUCCUCCAAUAGUACAACUUAUUUCUGAAAAUUCAAAAGGUGAAAGAGUUGAAACAAAGACCAAAGAUUCUAUGCUUUUCGUAGUUCAAUGUGAACUUUAUAAUAAAGAGCAAACAGAAACUAGAUCAGUUGUAUAUACAGAUAAAUCUUCAACGAAGCAUCCUAAUAAAUAUCGUAAUUUAAUUGGAUCAACUGUUUCUAAUGCUUAUCAUCUUGUUAACGAAAGUAAUGAACCGGGCAUUUAUUUUGUCUUCCAUGAUUUAUCUGUUCGAACUGAAGGUACUUUUUCACUUAAAUUCAUUUUUAUCAAUUUGGCUGCUGGUGAGCCAUUAACAAGGACAACUAAAGUACAAGAAGAAGUUUUUUCGGAGCCAUUUCUUGUUUAUUCAGCUAAGAAGUUUCCAGGUUUGACAGAAUCCACGCCACUUUCAAAAUGUUUUGCAAGACAAGGAAUAAAGAUUCCGAUUCGACAGGAUCCAGCCUAUAAAAAAAUUGAAAAUAUUCUUCAUGUUGAAGAACGAUAUAAUGAUGAUACUGCAAAAAAACAUAAUGCUAAUAAAGAAGAAAAAAAAGAAAACAAUAAUAAUGAGGUCGAAUCAUCAAAUCAUCAAAAAAAGAAACCAGAUUAUAAACGAAUUUCUAUUUCGGAUUUUCUUUCCCCUGAAUAAAUGGGGUUUGAAAAUUUUACGCUUUGUUAUCAAAGGCAACAAAUAAGCAUGAUUCUUAAUAUUUAAUCUCAGACUUUAACUCCGUCUUUUUUUUCAGGAUUUUAGUCUAUUUCCCUUAAACGAAUCAAAGCUUGUUUCCACUUUGUCAUAUUAUUACUAUUAUUACUAUUAUUAUUAUUAAAAAAUGUUACAUUACAAGCUUUACAUUCCCCUAUAAAUUUUAAAAAAAAUUAUCAGAUAGAAUUGAC